Messenger RNA from Lineus longissimus, 1102 nucleotides. RefSeq lists its product as uncharacterized. The transcript has 3 exons. The record is from RefSeq and is a predicted model, not a curated record. The coding region runs from base 170 to 682 and encodes 170 amino acids. Lineage: Eukaryota; Metazoa; Nemertea; Pilidiophora; Heteronemertea; Lineidae.
UGUAAACCUCCACCUUCGAUAGGAACGAAAGAAGGUGACCCUCAGACAAACAAAAGACCGGGCCAAACAUCUCUUAAAGCAACACCGGCAGGCUGAGAACAAGUCCGAGAAAGCGAGUGGUGUCGAAGAAGAAGAAGAGGACGAAGUUAAAAAGCUACUGACCGAUUGGAUGUUUCUAAUAGAACAAGGGGUUGACGAGAAACCCAGGACCAAGAAAAAGGAUGCUGAUGGCAAAAAACUGGAGGCCAAGGGGAUUAUCAUUAGGGAAGCUGCUAUGCGGGCUUUGAAAAAAGAGAACACCGACGACAAUCCUUUUGAAGGAGAUGCCCCCGAAGAAGACGAGAUCGCGACUGAUCCAGAAGAUAGUGCAGGACCACAGCAAACACCUACCACACGCAAGAGAAAAAUGCGGUCAGAUGUAAUCGAGUACUUAUCCGAAAAGAACGAAAAGGAUGACCGUUUGCGCUUAGUGGAAAUUCGAUUCAAGGAAAGGAAGUUCGAUAAGGAGGCAGAAUUGCGUGAGAAAGAACUGAAACUCCAAAGAGAACGACUUGAAAAGGACAGUAAGUUGCAUGAAGAGGAGCUAAGUUUAAAAAAAGCUCAGUUGGACUUGCAGCGUGAGCAGCAGAUGGAAAUGACCAAGCUUAUGAUGGUCAUACUUAAAAACCCUGCCAAAACCUAAUGCUUUCUUCUAUAGCAUCAUGUACCGCAAUUGCAGUGCUGGUAAUCAUGUUAAGCAUAUGUUUGGGCAGUUACAGGAUUACCCAGGUAAGGUUUCAUUGGCUAAUUUUUCAACUAUGCUUCUACUGGUUCUUUUUCACUAUGCUUCUACUGGUUCUUUUUAUAGGUAGUUUUUAAAAUAAACUUUCAAAUGUUUCGAAUGUCCACGAUGCACAUGAAACAUCAUUCAGUAUUUAACAUAAGGUGCAGUACCAAUCUCGCUCGUUUGAAAAAUUGGCAAGUGAAACAUUUCCUUGGACACCCAUGGAAUGAAUACUAACUGCUUCUUUAAAACAAGUGAAUGUUGCAUAAAUUUCACUCUUAGAACUUCUUAAGGUUUCACCGAAGGGGCGGCUAUUUUGCUAGCAUUUCAAAUUUUAAA